AUGGAUCACAAAUGGAUCAACGUUCAGGAGAAGACCUUCACAAAAUGGCUCAAUACAAAGAUCCAGCAGAGGGAGGUGGUUGUCAAGGACCUUGUAAAAGAUCUGAGUGAUGGUGUCGUCCUAAUCCACCUGCUCGAAUGCCUUUCGCAAGAAUCGCUGGGGCGCUAUGCGUCGAAACCGAAGCUCCGUGUACAGAAGUUCGAGAAUGCAAACACAGCACUUCAAUUCGUCAAGUCCAGGGGAAUCCAGAUGACCAACAUUGGCGCCGAAGAUGUGGUCGACGGCAACCGGAAGAUCAUCCUUGGUCUCAUCUGGACGCUCAUUUUGCGCUUCACCAUCAGCGACAUCAACGAGGAGGGCAUGACUGCGAAGGAAGGCUUGCUUCUUUGGUGUCAACGCAAGACGGCAUGUUACGAGGAGGUCGAGGUUCGCGACUUCAGCAGCAGCUGGAACGAUGGCCUCGCUUUUUGUGCGCUGCUUGACAUCCACAGACCAGACCUCAUCGACUACGAUGCUCUGGACAAGAGCGACCACCGAGGAAACAUGCAGCUCGCCUUCGAUAUCGCACACAAGGAGAUUGGCAUUCCGGAUCUUCUCGAUGUGGAGGACGUCUGCGAUGUCGCCAAGCCCGAUGAGCGAAGUUUGAUGACAUAUAUCGCUUACUGGUUCCAUGCCUUCUCACAAAUGGAGAAGGUUGAGAAUGCUGGAAGGCGUGUGGAGAAAUUCGUGAACAACAUGCAAGGCGCGUGGGAAAUGCAGAGCGCGUACGAGCGGAGAAUGGCUGCUCUGCUGGCCCAAAUCAGAGAUCAGAUCGAUAGCUGGUCCGAAGCGGAGUUCGAAGGAACUUAUGCCGAUGCCAAGCAACAAGCCGCGGAGUUCGCCACACACAAGAGAGGCAAGAAGAGAGAAUGGGUCGCUGAGAAGAGUGAGCUGGCGACGCUGCUCGGCAACAUCAAGACAAAGCUGGGCACUUACCGCCUCAGAGCAUACGAGCCCCCGGCCGAGCUCGGCCUGGAGACCUUGGAAAGGGAGUGGUCGACGUUGACAAGUUCGGAGAUGAAGCAUGGCCAACUGAUCAACGAGACUAUUAGAGAUAUCAAAAACGCUCUGCGCAAGUCUUUUGCCGACAAGGCAAAUGAUUUCGCCCUUGCGCUGAACACUAUGCAAGUGGCCAUCUCUGGACUUGAGGGCGACGUAGAGGAUCAGCUCCUGCAUGUUCGCAGGCUUAGGGACAAUCUACCACCUCUUGAUGCCUACCUGGAGAAGAUCCGGGCAACAGACGAAAAGUGCCAAGAAGCCAACAUUGAGGAGAACGACUUCACAACGUACACGUACGACGAGCUCACAUACGAGCUUGGCCUUGUCAAGUCGUCAGUACAAAAGAAGCUCGUCUUCCUCGAGAACCAGAUGGUUGCACGAGACAUGACGAACCUCACUCCCAUCCAGUUGGAAGAGUUUGAAUCGGUCUUCCGUCACUUCGACCGGGACGACUCGAACUCGCUCUCGGAGCUCGAGUUCUCUGCCGCGCUUGCAUCUCUCGGUCUUGUCUUCAGCGAAGACGAGAUGCAUGAAUACUUCGAGGAGACCUCGCAUGGCCGGGACCGCGUCACGUUCGAGCAGUUCAUCCGCUUCAUGGUCAGUGUCACGGAAGACCAGAACACCGCCGAACAAGUGUUUCAGUCAUUCCGUGAAGUGGCGGAUGGCAAGCCUUACGUCACCGAGAUGGAUCUCCGUCACUCCCUUGUACCUGAUGAGGUCAUCGAAAAGCUCAUUGAGAUCGUGCCGCCGCACAGCGGUCCGGACAUGCAGCAGGACCGUGGCCAGCCCCAGUACGAUUACAUUUCCUUCAUGGAAAAACUCAUGGGUGGCGGUGAAGCACUGCAAGACUUAAGUAACGGGCGGUCCAGCCCAACCAAGAAGGUCAACGGACACCACUGA
Messenger RNA from Microdochium trichocladiopsis, 1938 nucleotides. RefSeq names its product calponin homology domain-containing protein. NCBI's taxonomy places the organism in Eukaryota, Fungi, Ascomycota, Sordariomycetes, Xylariales, Microdochiaceae. The record is from RefSeq and is a predicted model, not a curated record. Bases 1 to 1938 code for a protein of 645 amino acids. Gene Ontology annotation, cellular component: actin filament bundle; cortical actin cytoskeleton; plasma membrane. Gene Ontology annotation, biological process: actin cytoskeleton organization; actin filament bundle assembly. Gene Ontology annotation, molecular function: actin lateral binding; calcium ion binding. The transcript is spliced from 4 exons.